Molecule: messenger RNA, 1593 nt
Organism: Poecile atricapillus (Black-capped chickadee)
Lineage: Eukaryota; Metazoa; Chordata; Aves; Passeriformes; Paridae
Gene: RHOC
Product: ras homolog family member C
Exons: 6
Coding region: 364-969 (201 amino acids)
Biological process (GO): small GTPase-mediated signal transduction
Cellular component (GO): neuron projection
Molecular function (GO): GTPase activity; GTP binding
Source: RefSeq, a predicted model, not a curated record
AUCACGGCUCGGUACAGCCCAUCACGGUACGGCCCCGCUCGGGGCGGUGCCCGGAGCCGCGCGGCGGGGCCGGGACGGAGCUGGAGGAGGGAGCGGGACGGGGCAGAGGCCGAGAGAGGUUAUCAGGAGCGUUUAACCAGGCUCACCUCCUGACUUGCUGUUUGCACUGGAGAGGCGCACUGACAUGAAAAGUAAGGAAUUGUAUUAGCAAAUAUUGAUCGGCGCUGGGGCAGGCAGGCGUUGCACAAGUACAGGCAUCUGCUGAGAUUGUGGCAUGUUGUUUGGAGCUUUCAACAAGACAUUUGCGCUACCGUGAGGCUGGGAAGGCUGUCACUACUGCAGGAGGUAAAAUAAGAACAUGGCAUGAUGUCCUUUGGAAAAGGAGCGAUGGCAGCCAUCAGGAAGAAGCUGGUGAUCGUGGGAGACGGUGCCUGCGGAAAGACGUGUCUGCUGAUCGUGUUCAGCAAGGACCAGUUCCCCGAGGUGUACGUGCCCACCGUGUUUGAGAACUACAUUGCUGACAUCGAGGUGGAUGGGAAGCAGGUUGAGCUGGCCCUGUGGGACACGGCAGGACAGGAGGACUAUGACAGGCUGCGGCCCCUCUCAUACCCCGACACAGACGUAAUCCUCAUGUGCUUUUCCAUUGACAGCCCGGACAGCCUCGAGAACAUCCCUGAGAAGUGGACGCCAGAGGUGAAGCACUUCUGCCCCAAUGUGCCCAUCAUCCUGGUGGGGAACAAGAAGGACCUGCGGAACGACGAGCACACGCGGCGGGAGCUGGCCAAGAUGAAGCAGGAGCCGGUGAAGCCGGAGGAGGGGAGGGACAUGGCCAACAGGAUCAAUGCCUUUGGCUACCUUGAGUGCUCGGCCAAGACGAAGGAAGGGGUGCGGGAGGUGUUUGAGAUGGCCACCCGUGCUGGCCUGCAGGUCCGGAAGAACAAGAAGCGCAGAGGCUGCCCGCUGCUGUGAGCGGCCCCAGCUGGCACCGGCACCCGGCUGCCCUGCCCUGCCCUGCCCUGCCCGGGGAGGGGGUGCUGGCAGACAGCCCACGCAGCACCUCGUGCUGCCACUACGUGCCCUGAACCCUUUGCACCGGAGCUGCCACCCACGCCCGCAGGGUGUCCCUGUGACAUUCCGGGGCCAGGAGGGGCCAGUGCCUUCAGUACCUGCUGUUCUCCGUGGGCCGGGCGUUUGUUGCUCCCCGUGUCGCCCUGGUUUGUGCUGAGCUCCCUGGUUUUGCCUUUCCCACGGGCAUUGCUGUGGUGUUGCUCUCCUUCCCCAGCUCGGGGCAGGUGCCACAGAAGCAGGAGGUGCCAGUCACAGCUCCCGUGUGGGCUGUGCCAAGCCCUUGGUGUGCUUUGCCUGCUCUCCUUGGCUGUGCAGGCAGCACACAGCAGUGUUACAGACUUGCCUGGGCAGCUUUAGCCCUGUCUGUGAGCAGUGCUGGGCUCAGCUGCUGCCAGGAGCUCUGCUCCCGGGACGUGUGCCCAGCUCUGCCGGUAUCGCCUUCGAGUCUGCCUCGGUCGUGGACUUGGCAGCAGUAAACAGAGCUGCAUAACUGGGAGAAUAAAUGCAAACCAGUAUUUUAGUAAU